CAUUCGGCGCAAAAAAAUCACUCCCCACAAACCCUAACUAAACCAAAUAAGAGACGGAGAAGAAAAUCAAGAUCCUUCCUCCUUAUUUUUCUUUUUUAAUUUUAAAUAUAAAUGGUCAAACCAAUUCCUAUCUCAACAGUUCUAAGAGGAGCGUCCGCCGCAGCAUCCAAAUUCACCAAAUCAUCGAAACCGAUCCGACCCAUAUCCUCCAACAUGUCGACUCCCGACAAAGAUUCCUCCGCCGCCGCCACCGCCACGACCAGCGGCAGUAGUCGCCGCAGCGUCCCGCUUUCCGCGGUGGUAUCCGAUUGUGCGCAGCGGUGGUUCCAAGACACUCUUGAAGAAGCGAAAGCUGGGAACAUCACUAUGCAAGUUGUAUUGGGUCAGAUGUAUAACUCUGGCUACGGAGUUCCCAAAGAUGCUCGAAAGGCGAGAGUUUGGAUUACGAAAGCGUCAAGAGUUCGUUCUUCUGUGUGGAAAGUCAAGGAUAAACGACCAGGUUACAAUGCAAGUGAUUCAGAUUCGGAUUCUGAGUAGCAUCAUAUUUAUCCAUAUAGCAAGACAAAUCGUUUAUCGAAUUAGCUUGUUUUUGUGUCUUCUGUUUUGUCUCAUAUUGUGGAUGAUGUUACAAGUUCAUACAAUAAACAAUAUCUUGUCUUGGCUGCAAA
Raphanus sativus (radish) is the source of this 668-nucleotide messenger RNA. RefSeq lists its product as uncharacterized. The transcript is spliced from 3 exons. Bases 112 to 537 code for a protein of 141 amino acids. NCBI's taxonomy places the organism in Eukaryota, Viridiplantae, Streptophyta, Magnoliopsida, Brassicales, Brassicaceae. Gene Ontology annotation, molecular function: protein binding. The record is from RefSeq and is a predicted model, not a curated record.